CGCGGGUCGACGAGUCGACGGGGUCGAGAGACUCACAAAGCUAGAUAGAGGUGAUUUUAAUACCACCAUACAGAAAUACAGAGAGAGAUGGCGUUCUCGUCGAUGCAAGGAUCCAUAGAUUUCGACGCCGAGAUGACACUGAGCGACAAGCUCAAAGUCUUCAAAUCCAAUAAUUUCGAUCCUCAAUCUUACUUCCACAGCAACAGCGGCACCAUGGCCGAAAAGGAUAUUAGGCAACUCUGCAUGCACCUUGACAGAUUGAAGAAGGCUUCUGCAGAAGAAAUGCGGAAAAGUGUCUAUGCCAAUUAUGCAUCUUUUAUAAGGACAUCAAGAGAGAUUUCUGAUCUUGAAGGGGAGCUUGUUUCUUUGAAAAACCUCUUAUCAUCACGAGCAAAAAUCAUCCGCGGGAUAGCUGAUGGAGUUCGGAUCGAGUCCUUGCCAGACGGAACUGAUCAUGCCAGAGAGGCUGCAGAUUUAGAAUUCGAAGACACAGAGCCUCCAAAAUAUGACAAGUGGUUGUCACAGUUUAUGGAGAAGAUUGAGGUCUUACUGGCCGAGAGAAGAAUCGAUGAAGCUUUGGCAAUGCUAGACGAAGGCGAGGUUCUAGCCGAGGAGUCUAGGGGGACUAAAUCAAUGACUACCAAAGCAAUACUGUCGCUAGAACACUCUAUCAUGGUAAACAGGCAAAAAUUAGCAGAUCAACUAGCUGAUGCAACUUGCCAGGCUUCUACCAACAGCUUCGAGCUUCGUUCAGCAGUUCAAGCAAUGAAAAAGAUCGGAGAUGGCCCUCGGGCGCAUACGUUGCUGCUUAAGUCUCACCAGCAGAAGCUGCAUAGAAAUAUGCAGUCCCUACAGCCAUCGAGCACUACAUAUGGGCCAGCAUACACUACUGCACUUGCACACCUAGUUUUCUCCACCAUUGCUCAGGCAUCAAAUGAUUCCUUGACUAUAUUUGAUGAUGAGCCAGCUUUUACUUCUGAGCUUGUGACCUGGGCAGUUAAUCAGACACUGGCUUUUGCACAGCUCAUCAAGAGGAACGUUGUGGCGACUCCAGCAGCAUCAGGGUGCCUAAGGAUUGUUGCUGAGUGCAUUCAUAUAUGCUUGGGGCACUCGUUGCUGCUAGAGGAUCGCGGAUUGGCUCUUUGGCCGACUGUUUGGAACUUCUUCAGGCCCUUCUUGGAGCAGGCCCUCACUACGACCUUAAAAAAGAUUGAUCUGUGUAUAGCUGCCCUUGCUGCUUCUGAAGAUUGGUCGCUUUGUCAUUCUCCGAUUGCUGGCCGUUCUUGGGGCAGUGCUUCGGUUAGCAUGGUCGCAUCGCACCAGAAGCUUUCGAACACUGCGCACAGGUUCCAUACAAUGAUUCAGGAGCUUUGUGAAGAUAUUGGCUCUCUUGAGAUCUUGCAUUUAUCUGAGCAAGCUCUGGAAGGCGUCCUGCAGUCAUUUAAUGCGUAUGUGAGCUUGCUCGUAAAUGCAUUGCCUAGUUCCAUGGACACUGAGAACUUGGAGGGCAGUGGAAGAAGAAUAGUUGGAGUAGCAGAAACUGAAACUCAACAGGUAGCUUUGCUGGCAAAUGCAGUGUUGCUGGCGGACGAGCUUCUCCCUCGCGCAACCAUCAAGUUAUGCUCCAGCAUGACAGGUGAUGACCCACAACAGGGGGGGUCUGACAGGAAAAACCGCCCUCCCGAGCAAAGAGAGGUGAAGAAAAGGCUCCAACGUUCAGUUGAACAACUGAGAGAUAGUUUCUGCCGCCAGCAUGCUCUGGAGCUCAUAGUCACGGAGGACGGAGGCGUUCGUUUGAGUGCCGAGAUGUAUACAAGCAUGGACGAAAGCAAGGAGGAGCCUGAAUGGUUCCCAUCUCUUGUAUAUCAGGAACUGUUUGCUAAGCUGACAAGACUAGGUAGUAUUGCAUCUGAUGCAUUUGUGGGGAGAGAAAGAUUUGCAACUAUUCUGUUGAUGAGACUCACAGAGACUGUGAUCUUAUGGUUUUCUGAGGAUCAAAACUUUUGGGAAGAAAUCGAAGGAGCGCAGAGGCCGCUUGGCCCUCUGGGUCUUCAACAGUUCUAUUUGGAUAUGGAAUUUGUGAUACUUUUUGCAUCUCAAGGGCGCUACUUAUCCCGGAAUCUGCAUCAAGUGAUGAAGAACGUUAUUGCCAGAGCUAUUGAAGUAGUUCAGGCAAACAACAUUGAUCCAUAUAGUUUCCUGCCCGGAGACGAAUGGUUUGCUGAGGUUGCUCAAAUCGCGAUAAAAAUGAUGCUAGGACAAGCCAAUUUCGAUAACCCAGACUGCAAUAUCACUAGUCCGACAGCAUCAUCUGUCCAUUCUCAUGGAAGUCAAUAGCAUCAACUCACGAUUUAGGACGAGUUUCGAUUGGUCAGGUAUUUUGGUAUUCUU
Molecule: messenger RNA, 2391 nt
Organism: Salvia splendens (bonfire salvia)
Lineage: Eukaryota; Viridiplantae; Streptophyta; Magnoliopsida; Lamiales; Lamiaceae
Product: exocyst complex component EXO84A
Exons: 8
Coding region: 88-2337 (749 amino acids)
Biological process (GO): intracellular protein localization; exocytosis; Golgi to plasma membrane transport
Cellular component (GO): exocyst
Source: RefSeq, a predicted model, not a curated record